AUGGAUCCCCAGCGCCUUCCUCCUCUUCGGGUCCCCGAGUCCCCAAUUCGCAACCCGGACAGCCUCGUGGUGCCUUCGACGCAACCUCAGGCCAGAUCAAACACCGGGGAAGAUCCAGAAGCCCAGCAACCACACCUUGCCCACAGUACCUCCACCGCACCUUUAUCACCAGGCUCGGUACUAGAAAAGCCUCAGGAGGAGACCGAUCCUUUCGGUACCCCAGAGCGACAGGCUAGUGAUUAUCAUGGUACUACAGGGAUCGACGCGCCGUUGCCCAGUGCUCGUCUUGCAGGGGAAUAUCAGGGUUCGAGGAAGGCGAGGACGACUGAUACGCAUGCGUCGAUGGCUAGGCGGUCGGCGAUUGAUUGGAUAGUUCCUGUGGAGGAAAAGCCAAUCCGCCGACUCGCGGUUCGCGAGCGUCUACAACCGACGGUUGACGUAGCCAAAACUGAAAAGGCCAAGUUUCAGAAUAAGGCGAGGAUGACGGGUUACGCACUCAAUAUUGCUAUCGGCCUGCAAGUCUUGCUUGGCUCUCUGACGACUGGGUUGUCCGCCGUUGCGGUGUCAUCAGGAAAGCAGGGGAGUAUUUCUACGACUAUCCUUGGCGCACUGGCGACCCUGGUAGCUUCCUACCUCGCAAGAGCUCGUGGUUCAAACGAACCUGAACUAUCGAUAGCUCGAACGAAAGAUUUGGAGCAAUUCAUACGUCAAUGUGAGAUUCUCCAGAUGGAUCAUGGGCAUGAAAUGGGAGAUAAGUUCGACAAAGAGUUGGAGAGGUUAAGGGCGCGUUUUGAGGAGCUUUUGGGGAAUACCGGGAACUCCGAACGGAAGUUGGCCCCUGUUUAG
Laccaria bicolor S238N-H82 is the source of this 846-nucleotide messenger RNA. RefSeq lists its product as uncharacterized. Lineage: Eukaryota; Fungi; Basidiomycota; Agaricomycetes; Agaricales; Hydnangiaceae. Bases 1 to 846 code for a protein of 281 amino acids. The record is from RefSeq and is a predicted model, not a curated record. The transcript has 5 exons.